AUGUGCGAACCCAAUCUUUUCAGUUCUGGCUAUGUUGGUCCUCUUUUGAAUUUUCCCUCUUCGGACUCCUUGCGUUUCUCAAACUUGCGGGGCAAUGGAGCCCAUCCCUCCGCGUUCCCGCACAUCUACGGCAGGAGAGAGGUGUGCUCGCUCCCGUGGACUUCCCCAAGCUCGUGCACAAGCCCGCCACAGAGCCGCACCUUCAGUGGCUACUCUCAGCCGUUCCUCACCAACUCAGUGCCUGUGACCACCAGCACACACAACCACAGUAAGGGUCCGCUGGGAGACUCCAGUAAAUACUACUUCGAGGAUGCAAACCACAAAGCUGAGGUGCCGGACAAAGAAACGACAGCUUUCGACAGAGAACAUGGACUCACAGCUCCUGCUUCUAGCAAACAUGAGUUUUCAGGCUUGGACAGACGGUUGCAAAUCACGGUGGCACAGGCUGAGCUGAACUCCACUGACCAAGCAAUAACCGAUGACACAAAACAGUCUGCACACACCACUGUCCCAGUUCAAGGCUUUUCGAGUGCACAGAACACCACAGCAGCCUUCUCUGAUGGUGUGCCGUGGUGUCCCGCACAAGUGAGAGGCAGAAAGAAGAGGAAACCUUACACGAAGCCACAACUGGCUGAACUUGAGAAGGAAUUCAUGAUGAACGAAUUCAUUAACCGGCAAAAACGGAAGGAACUAUCAGACAGGCUGGACUUGAGUGAUCAACAAGUCAAAAUCUGGUUUCAGAAUCGCAGGAUGAAGAAGAAAAGACUGCUGAUGCGCGAGCAUGCCUUCACCAUGUACUGA
Molecule: messenger RNA, 801 nt
Organism: Pygocentrus nattereri (red-bellied piranha)
Lineage: Eukaryota; Metazoa; Chordata; Actinopteri; Characiformes; Serrasalmidae
Gene: hoxd12a
Product: homeobox D12a
Exons: 2
Coding region: 1-801 (266 amino acids)
Biological process (GO): regulation of DNA-templated transcription
Molecular function (GO): sequence-specific double-stranded DNA binding; DNA-binding transcription factor activity, RNA polymerase II-specific
Source: RefSeq, a predicted model, not a curated record